Lycium barbarum (goji berry) is the source of this 832-nucleotide messenger RNA. Its product is annotated as protein TIC 20-v, chloroplastic. The transcript has a single exon. The coding region runs from base 116 to 715 and encodes 199 amino acids. Lineage: Eukaryota; Viridiplantae; Streptophyta; Magnoliopsida; Solanales; Solanaceae. The record is from RefSeq and is a predicted model, not a curated record.
UCAUAUUCUCGACUACUGAAAAAUCAAUCACUUUACCUACUACCCUCCAAUCCUAUUCCCCCUUUUUCUUCUUUCUGCCCCCAAAACACAAAAUAUCAUUUGGCCAUCCUCAAGAAUGGCCAUCACCAAUCUUUUAUCGACCACCAUUACACCCUUACCCUUCACUUCCCAUCUCAAAAGACACUCACCAUUUCUUCUAAGAAAGUUCAAAAGGCCUACAAUUCUAGCCCAAUCCAAGAACAACAACGACUCUGCUGAUGGCCCAGACCGUUUAAUCUCAGCCAUAACUUAUUUCUACCCUUUCUUUGAUGGUAUUCAGUAUGGCAAAUAUGUUAUAACACAGUUUGCACCAAUCCAAACACUUAUACAACCUUUAGUACCAGCUAUAAGGGUAUUUAAGAGUUUCCCACUUAAUGGGUUGUUGGUUUUCUUUACCCUUUACUUUAUUGUUGUUAGAAAUCAGAAUUUCAGUAGAUAUGUGAGGUUCAACACUAUGCAAGCUAUUGUUCUUGAUGUGCUUCUCAUUUUUCCUGAUUUGUUGGAGAGGAGUUUUAAUCCAAAAGAUGGGUUGGGUUUGGAUUUGAUGAUGAGCUUUGAUAGUACUGUGUUUUUGUUUCUUUUGGUUUCUUUAGUUUAUGGCUCUAGUUCUUGUUUGUUGGGGCAGUUACCUAGGUUGCCUAUUGUUGCUGAAGCUGCUGAUAGACAAGUGCUCUGAACAACUCCAAAAGUGAGUACUUGUUUUGGAGGUUCCUAUUUGUACACUUAAUUAAUUUUUGCUUUAGCUGAAAAAUAAUACUAGCUAUUUUAGUAGCUUGUUCUUCGAUUUCUGUUA